Emericellopsis atlantica is the source of this 1030-nucleotide messenger RNA. Its product is annotated as thioredoxin-like protein. Gene Ontology annotation, molecular function: glutathione transferase activity; glutathione peroxidase activity. The record is from RefSeq and is a predicted model, not a curated record. The transcript is spliced from 5 exons. NCBI's taxonomy places the organism in Eukaryota, Fungi, Ascomycota, Sordariomycetes, Hypocreales, Bionectriaceae. Gene Ontology annotation, cellular component: mitochondrion; peroxisome. Gene Ontology annotation, biological process: glutathione metabolic process. Bases 105 to 806 code for a protein of 233 amino acids.
AUCUCUCGUCUGGCAUCAAUCGCAAUUUUGCGUUCGAAUGACGCAAGAGAUUGUCCAAUUUGAUCUUCUUUACCCUUAGAGAGGCUACAGUCUGGCUUGCCAAGAUGGGCGGCAGAAUCGAUGCCUAUGUCGACGUUGCGUCGUUCUUCAGUUAUGUUGCUUUCCAGGAGCUGAGACAGAAUCUGCAAACCCUCCAGAGCCAUGGCGUUACCGUCGAAUUUCACCCUGUUCUGAUCGCGGGCGUCAACAAUCUCUCUGGCAACAAGCCGCCAUGGGUCGUCCCAGCCAAGGCCAAAUACCUAGCUAUCGACUCCCGUCGCGCCGCACAGCGUGUCGGCCUGACGAACCUUGCGACGCCCAAGGACUUUAUGAAGAUGUCGCUGACCAUCUCGGCCCAGAGGGCGCUGCACUUCAUCAAGCAGCACUAUCCUCGGGAGGUACUUAUCGCGACCAUUGGGACGCUGAUGGCGAAGCUUUGGACACCGCCACACGUCAACCUCACCAUUGACGAGAACCUAGCGCAGGUGCUGAGCGAGGUCACCGAUGGUGGUGAGCAGGGGAACAAGGUCUUCACACAGGACGAUGUGGAGAGAAUCAUGAAGGGCCGAGAGGAGAUGAAGGACAGACUCAAGGAGACGACGCAAAGGGCGGUUGAGCUCGGUGCAUUUGGGGCUCCUUGGCUAUGGGUCACCAACGACAAUGGGAAGAGCCAGCCCUUCUUUGGGAGCGACCGGUUCAAUCAUGUCUAUGAAUAUCUGGGUGUGCCGUACCAGGAUGUGGCGCUGCUGCCACCGUCCAAGUUGUAGUUUUUGCUUGCGCUUGAAACCUCAAGGCGCAGCAAACGUGAUGGAACAAAUUGGUUUGAUCAUUGAUAAGAAGCGAAUUGAUUGCGAUUUGUCUCUUGUCAUGUAGACCGCCAUAAAUAUACAGCGUUUGCCGCUCUAGACUAGGAGACCCCAAGCCGCUCCACCCAAGACCUCCAACCUUUGCCAACGUCUUCACCCAAGUUGUCCCAACCCAUCCUCAACCA